Molecule: messenger RNA, 499 nt
Organism: Lycium barbarum (goji berry)
Lineage: Eukaryota; Viridiplantae; Streptophyta; Magnoliopsida; Solanales; Solanaceae
Exons: 1
Coding region: 24-458 (144 amino acids)
Source: RefSeq, a predicted model, not a curated record
UCUGCUUCAAUCUUUCAUAGAAAAUGGAAGACAAAAACAUCUUCGCGGCCGAUUGCAUAGUCAUAUGCUGCUGCUGCCAAUGCUUGAUCCUCCAAAUCAUCAUCUUAUUCUUGCUUAACCUUCCUUGCAAGAUGUUACAGAAAACAAAAGCAUAUAUAAAGAAACUGAAAAAUCGAAGACGGAGCAAGAAAACUAUGAAGAUGGAGAUUAAGGGACAUGAAGAUGGAAUCUUGAAAGAACAUGAAGUACCUUUGAGGAUUCAACUUGAGAGUUUGUGUUGUAUGGAAGAAGUUGAAAAUGUUUUAGAGGAGUUUUCUCAAAAGGGUGAAUUUGCUUUUGGAAGUUUUUGGGGUGGGGAUGAAGAGGUAGUCUCAGAGACAGAGAGAAUCACAACAUGUAUAAGGAAACAAACAGUUGAUUAUCAUGUUUUUCAUACUCAUUUGAUACAAGUCUUUUGAUCUUUCAACUUGCAAUGACACUAUCAUAUGUUCUUCUACAA